Messenger RNA from Eremomyces bilateralis CBS 781.70, 1175 nucleotides. RefSeq lists its product as uncharacterized. The coding region runs from base 130 to 1020 and encodes 296 amino acids. The transcript has a single exon. The record is from RefSeq and is a predicted model, not a curated record. Lineage: Eukaryota; Fungi; Ascomycota; Dothideomycetes; Eremomycetales; Eremomycetaceae.
GCAACUUUCAUCCCAAAUGGAAGACCAUCUUUAACUCCAUUUUUAUCCACAACCACACAGUGCUCCAUCAAUUAAACAUAAGAAUUCGAUUCCCCUGCUUUUUCUCCAUAAUUGGUUUAAUUUUGGGCCAUGUCGGCCCAAAACCAGCAUUGUCAGAGCGUGCAGUUGAACCCGCUCACCCUGCCAGCCGCUCCAAGUCCUCAGCAUAUUGCACCCUCAAACACAUCUAAUACACCUCGUCAGAAGGUAAGAGGGUCUCAAAGACGCAGUAAGGCGCAGAGAGUAAAUGAGAUAUGCCAAUUCAUGCGGAAAAAAAACAUUACAUUACGAGAAUUUAUCCAUGUCUACGCGACGACUCAAGGGUCAAGUGGUUAUGGGGAGCGCCCUGCCACGCGUGCUAAACGGCUCGCAGAGGCCGUCUACGGUCAGCCAGAGGUCUUAGACGCACUGCGAGAACAUCCCGCGUCUGGUGCGGCAGGAAUUAUCACUGUAAAGGCUCUGAGGAAGGAAAUGAAGGAACUGGAAGGAGCCGGAGGUAUGUUUAGUGCCUACCAAGUCGACCGUGUCCAAGAGGAGACUUCACCUGCCGGUGUGGGGAGGGAGAAACAGUCAGAGGGUCAGAAAGUCAAGGACUACGAGCGCAUGCUAGGCGACAUGCAGUUUGGGCAGAUGUACGAGCAAGUUAACACUCGUGCUCCUCUUCUAUGUGGAUUGCUCAAAGGCCUCAUGGCGCCCAAGACAGAGAGAAAAGAUCGACCACCACGGGAUCCUGCCAAGUUCAACCACAGGAUUGCGAUAAUCACGUCCAUUCUCUGCUAUUCUCGGGCGUCAGAAGGGAGCAACAAGUUUCCCCACUUAUUUGGUGUUUUUCUACAUUCAAAUGGCGUGAAACAGUGUAUCCUCGAUCUUCUUCACCAGUUUGGGGUUUGUGAAGGCUACAAGGGAGUCCACAGGCAUCUCGAAACUGUGGCAGAACAAGCAGAGGCAUCCUUACCGCCUCUCAGUAUAGAUGUCGACUGAUUAUAACUUGGGGACGGUCCAUCGAUAUAGUCAGCAACUGAAUGCCUAUAUUAUAUAUUUAUAUAUGAUAAUUUUGACUAUCGAGAAGAUAUUAAGCACUAGCUCAUUUCAAAUCACGCAGAAAUGCGCUCUAUGACAAUGGGAAGGGGUUUCAG